Molecule: messenger RNA, 877 nt
Organism: Hippoglossus stenolepis (Pacific halibut)
Lineage: Eukaryota; Metazoa; Chordata; Actinopteri; Pleuronectiformes; Pleuronectidae
Product: high choriolytic enzyme 1-like
Exons: 1
Coding region: 89-877 (262 amino acids)
Biological process (GO): proteolysis
Molecular function (GO): zinc ion binding; metalloendopeptidase activity
Source: RefSeq, a predicted model, not a curated record
AGAGCCUGGACAGCACUGAGUCAAACAUAAAGCAUCAGGAGUCUCUCCUCUCCACAGAAGCUCCACAGCCUCCACACCCACCCUGAAGAUGACUCCCAGUGUCAGCCUGCUGCUGCUGCUCCUGCUCGGCCUCUCUCAGGCUCAUCCUCUCCAGGAGGAGGUAGUUGAAGAAGACAUCCCAGAGGACACCAUGGACAUCACCACCAGGAUUCUGACCUCAAACAACGCCACAGAUGAGAUCCUGCUGGAAGGAGACCUGCUCGCUCCGAAAACCAGAAACGCCAUGAAGUGCUGGUCCCAGAGCUGCCUGUGGAAGAAAGCCUCCAACGGUCAGGUGGUGAUCCCCUUCACCGUGAGCAGCGAGUUCACCAGCUAUGAGAGGCAGAAGGUCGACCGUGCCAUGAAAGCCUUCCACAGCAGUACCUGCAUCCGCUUCGUCCCCCGUCAGAACGAGUACGACUACAUGGGCAUCGAGAACAAAGGUGGAUGUUUCUCCUCUCUGGGCAGAGUGGGAGGCAGACAGGUGCUCUCUCUCAACAGGCAGGGCUGCCUACACCACGGAAUCAUCCAGCACGAGAUCAACCACGCUCUGGGCUUCCAGCACGAGCAGACCAGGAGCGACCGCGACAGCUACGUCAGGAUCAACUGGGAGAACAUCAACCAGCGGAUGGCCUACAACUUCCACAAGCAGGACACCAACAACCUGAACACUCCCUACGACUACUCCUCCAUCAUGCACUACGGAAAAACAGCCUUCUCCAUCCAGCAGGGGAGGGACAGCAUCACCCCCAUCCCCAACUCCAACGUCCAGAUCGGCCAGAGGCAGGGCAUGUCCUACUGGGACGUCAUGAGGAUCAACAGGCUCUAUGGCUGCUAA